Molecule: messenger RNA, 2406 nt
Organism: Ochlerotatus camptorhynchus
Lineage: Eukaryota; Metazoa; Arthropoda; Insecta; Diptera; Culicidae
Product: keratin, type I cytoskeletal 9-like
Exons: 2
Coding region: 1346-2116 (256 amino acids)
Cellular component (GO): nucleus
Source: RefSeq, a predicted model, not a curated record
AGUUGCAAGAAGAGAGUCAAUGUGAACAGAUCACAGUAACGAGAGCGAGAGUGGAGAGAUCGUGAGGCCUCCCUCGUCCAGUUCAGUAGGAAAAGAUUGGAAAAGAGUCAGUGAGUGUCUAGGAGAUCUAGUGAAAACCGUGAAUUUGGAAAUAUUUUAGAAAGUUUGCUUGUUGUUGGUCUGGUAAACGAUUUUUUAAAUGCAUCUCGAGGAGUCACGUCUAAGAAAAAGUCUUAACUCCAUAAGUGUAGUUUUUAACAUCUCAACAUUAGAGGCGAAAAACAGUAAUUCUAGAAGUUCUGAUUGUGUUAAAAUUGAAUGUGAUUGACGAAGAGGAGAUAAAAUAGUAAUAUCUACGUAAUUUGAUGUUCAAAUUAAAACAAAAUUGGAAAAUCCAGUCAGAGCGAGUGCGAUAGCCCGAAGCGCAAAAGGAAAACGCCAUUCUGAUCUUGUCGUUUCAGUGCAUGUUUCUUUGCUCGCAUUUUUUGAAAGAGCGCGACAACGGCCCCCUCACAAAUACACACGCACUUGCUACGAGUUUUGAAAGUGUUUCCUACAGAUUUUGCAUCACGUAAAUUUGUGCUGUGGAAACAGUGGACAAACCUGCGGAGAAGAACGCUUAGUGUAACCUAUACUGUUGACGCACACAAGUCACGAUCCCGCGCGGAUUUGCACACAUGUACAUAUAUAGAUGUGAGCAGUGUGUUGGCGAGAACAAAGAAACAGACCUUUAGCGUCAAUAUAACAGGGAAGACGAUUGUGUUCUUGGAUAGCUGCAGUGCUCAAGGGAGGUAUUUACCGAUUCCAUACAAUUUCUGUGAUAGGGUUUCCUGCACCAGUGCAAAGGAAGCCUCUGUGGAAAGUAUUUGUGAAAAGUUGAAUAUCCAUCCCUGAAGUUGAAAGUGAAAGGUACCAGAAGAGACACUGUGACGAGAGAUCUACUGGUGUUUGCUUGGAGCGAAAGAAAAAUAAAUACGUGAAACACUUCAAGGCGAACAACGAAGUUGAAGUGUUAAUCAGUGAAGCCAAGUGGAACGAAAACCACGUAUAAAUUCGUGUAUCUGCACUCGGUUAUGUUGUGUAUCCUGCAUUUUCUUUUAGUAUCGAGAUAUUUUUAUAAUAAAACAAUAUCAAAACGAGAAAAAUUGCACUAAAAGGAAACAGUUAUCAUCAACUGAAGCAGUAUAAUUGAAGAAUACAAAGUAAAUAUAGUUUAUAUUUAACAAAUUAAUGAUAAAGUGUGAUAAUAGUUUUAAACAAGGAUUCGUACCCGUAAACAUUUGACUGAUACGUCAGAGUGAGUGUUCAGAGCUGAGGAAAAACGGGAGAAAAGUGAAAGUCCAAGAUGACGAACUCGCACAACCGGAAUGGCAGAAACGGCAGUUAUGCUGAACGGUACUUCAACAAUCACAGUCCACAGCAGCUGAGUGGUGGUGGUGGUGGUAGCGGUGGUAAGCGAAACAAUUCUGCUAACAGUACCGGAGGCAAUGGAGGUCGGGGACAAAAGUCACCGAGCUCGACCUACUUCAGGAGUAUUUCAACAUCGAAUGCUAUACCGAUAGUGCAACAGUCCACGUCGCCAGUCAGCAGUAAAGGUGGAAGCUACUACAGCUCCAGCUCGCCAAGUGGACGGCAUCAUAGCUUUAAUGGUCAACGAUCAAGUCCAGGUGGUGGUGGUGGUGGUGGUGGUGUUGGUGGCACAAAUUUCAACAAUUCGACCGGAUCGUAUCCCGGUACGCUUUCUGGUUCGCCACCAAAUUUUUCCCAUUUUGCUGGUAGCAAGUGCUACGACGCACCAGCACCCACCGCUUUACCAAAACCACCAGUUCACUGGACGUCUUCGUCGUCUACUUCAUCCAAUAUCACGAUAUCAUCAGCUUUAAACACUUCGAAAUCAUCCAUCAACAAGCCAACCUCAGCAUCCGUCGUCAAUGCUAGAAAUGCCUACAACAGUAAGGCUCCGUCGGCAGUUUCCUCAAAUGCAAUGUCAUCGUCUAGGCUCAAGGUAAAAUCUGCUGUGAAACCAGCAAUGUCCUGUGCUGCGGCUGCGGCCAAAGCCAAUCGUAGGGUUGAUUUCACGCACAACCUCAAAAUGGUACUCAAUGUGCAAGCUUAAACGGAACGUGCAUUCAAUCUGCCGAACCAUUGCGUUUUGUGCUGCCAAGAUCACAUCAUCCGAUCCCAUCAAAUAUGCGUCGUCGUACCAAAAUUCACCACAUAAAAAGCUACAAUGACUAUUGCGUUGUAUAUGAAGGAUAGAUCUUUCUCAAUCAAUCAAUCAGUCUCCAUCAGAGUCAGCAUAUAUUUUUGCUCUUUCAAAUCAUACCACCUAUUAGAAGAAAAUCAAACUUGUAUACCAAUCGCAAAAAAAAAACAAACUUCAUACAGACCAACGAUCGCAAGCAG